AUGUCACCGUUCGCGGGGCCCUCAGGAUCGAUAACGCCGACGGUGCUGACCUAUCGACACCUGCUGAGUCCGCAGGCGAUGACGGUCUGUAACCCGCUCCGCACGAUCGUGCACUGGGACAUUGACGGCGCGUUUGCGCAGUUCGAGCAGGUGCGCCUGGGCUUGCCGGACGACGUUCCCCUCAUCUGCAGUCAAUGGGGCGCGAUCAUUGCUGUCAACUACCCAGCCCGCGCGUACGGGAUCAAGCGGAUGCACAAUGCGCGGGACGCGAAGAAGCUCUGUCCAAACCUCGUCGUGCAGCACGUCGCAACGUACCGCGAAGGCGAUACUGAAGCGGGAUAUUGGGACGACGUGGACCGGCGGACGCACAAGGUCAGCCUGGACCCGUACCGGCGGGAAAGCCUCAAGAUCCUCGCCGUCUUCCGGGAGAUGGUGCCGAAGGGGGAGCUGGAGAAGGCGUCGAUCGACGAGGCGUUUAUGGACCUUACGCCGAUUGUGAUUGAUCGCCUACUUGAGCUGCACACCUAUCUCCGGACAGUGCCACCAGAUGCACCUGACGGGCUUGACUCGCCUCUUCCGCCCCCUCCGCCAUUGGAUUGGGGCAAGGCGGGGCACGUCGUGCCGGUUGAUAUGGGGGAAGUAGGGGUGGAGGACGUGGAGAGAGAAUGCGGAGGAUGGGAGGAGGGACAGGAGUCGACCUGGGCCGAUUGGGCGCUGUGCCUCGGCGCCGAAAUCAUGGCUGACGUGCGCGCCGAGGUGUUCCGCCGACUGCACUACACGUGCUCUGCCGGGAUUGCGCACAACAAGACGCUCGCAAAGAUCUGCAGCGGAUGGAAGAAACCGAACCAGCAAACUAUUCUACGUCUAGCGGCCACGCCUGGUUUCAUGCGCGACAUGGACUUUACGGAUCUAGGCAGUGCCAUUGCGGAGGAGUACAGCGCCAAGACGGUCAGCGACAUGCUGUCUGUCACGCUCGAGGACAUGCAGUCAAAAUUCGGCGAAGACAGUAUCUGGGUAUACAACAUCCUCCGAGGCAUCGACCACACGGAAGUAAAGGAGAAGCUGUCGACCAAGUCGAUGCUGGCGUCGAAGAAUACGAUUCCGAGCGUGGUGACCCACAGAGAGGGACACCACUGGCUGACCAUACUGGCUGGCGAUUUGGCUGUACGGCUGCGUGAAGCGCGCAGCGUCUCGCCAGGAUUGUGGCCCAAGACAUUAGUCCUGUCAACCCGAGUUGGGUGGGGAGAUACGCGUUCCCGUCAAAUGGCGUUUCCAUAUACUCGCGACCUGGACGCUGCGCAUAUUGUCAAAUAUGCCCGUCGGCUUUGGGGGGAACAUGUCCCGUCGACCGGGUUCAAGUACAACAAUAUCUCGCUUGCGUUUCACGCACUCGAGAAGUUGGAGGAGGGCCAACGUGGGAUCGAGGGGUUCUUGAAACGGGCGCGUGACGAGGGUGGGGAGGGUGGGGAGGGGGAAAAGCCGGGGGAGCGAGAAGCCUCGGGGAAGAGGGGGGAGCGCGAAGCCUCGGCUUCGUCGGGGUCUGGGAGUGAGCCACCAGCCAAGCGACGAUUACCGACCCUCAGCACGCAACCGAAACCGACACCGCUCGAAGCGUUCUUGGGCAAGGGAAAGGCCGAGGCGAAAGUGGAAUCUGACGUGGGCGAGGCCGACCCCGCUGUCGAGGUGGAGAAGCAGGGAGAAGGCACUUUGGGCGAGGUAGGGAACAGCGUAGACGGAGCUGGAUGGACCUGUCCGAGGUGUGGGGAGACUUUCGCACUUCCAGACGAAGAGUGGGUCGCGCGACAGCGCGCCGAGCAUCGGGACUGGCACUUUGCCGCCGACCUGCAGGCUCAAUAUGGGAGGGGGGGGAGUACACCCCGAGCAACGAGUGACGGAGGAGCGAGGAAGAAGAAGGCCAAGCCUGCGGGAAUCAAGGCGUUCUUCGCGCCCAAGAAGUGA
Molecule: messenger RNA, 1959 nt
Organism: Cutaneotrichosporon cavernicola
Lineage: Eukaryota; Fungi; Basidiomycota; Tremellomycetes; Trichosporonales; Trichosporonaceae
Gene: eso1
Exons: 12
Coding region: 1-1959 (652 amino acids)
Biological process (GO): response to radiation; error-prone translesion synthesis
Cellular component (GO): replication fork; site of double-strand break; nucleus
Molecular function (GO): DNA-directed DNA polymerase activity; damaged DNA binding
Source: RefSeq, a predicted model, not a curated record